AUGGAGAACAAGAAGGGAAUUACGUACGCAAUUUUCAUGGUGCUUCUCCUCUUGGCCUCUCCGGUGGUGGUGGUGCCGGGGGCGGAGGCGAGGAUUUGCCGGAUAAAGAGCGCGCGGUUCUGGGGCCCGUGCAUCUCCGACCGCCACUGCGCUGAGACGUGCAUGAAGGAGGGGUUCGGUGCCGGCGACUGCGAGGGGUUGCGACGCCGAUGCAUGUGCCAGAAGCCAUGUUGAUGCACCAAGCUAUAU
Messenger RNA from Ananas comosus (pineapple), 249 nucleotides. Its product is annotated as defensin-like protein 1. The record is from RefSeq and is a predicted model, not a curated record. Lineage: Eukaryota; Viridiplantae; Streptophyta; Magnoliopsida; Poales; Bromeliaceae. The coding region runs from base 1 to 234 and encodes 77 amino acids. Gene Ontology annotation, biological process: defense response. The transcript is spliced from 2 exons.